Trichobilharzia szidati is the source of this 1451-nucleotide messenger RNA. The record is from the annotation of a GenBank genome assembly. NCBI's taxonomy places the organism in Eukaryota, Metazoa, Platyhelminthes, Trematoda, Strigeidida, Schistosomatidae.
ACCUUAAAUGUGAUAUAAGCAGCGGCGAUUUAUACCUAAAGUUCAGCUAUGUGGAUGGAGAAACCAGCUGCAACUCAGUGUCCUCCGGGUCUUGAGUACUUGACUCAAGUGGAUCAGUUGCUAGUUAAACAAUCGAAAGAAAUCUAUGAGGCAAUAUUCGGUUUUGAAACGCCAAAUCGGUAUACAUGUUACAACGUUUUGGGACAGCCUGUUUAUAGAUGUUAUGAAGAAUCUAGCUGUUUUGAACGCACAUUUUGUACAUCGUCGAGGUCUUUUACUCUGCAUAUUGUCGAUGGUACUAGUACUGAGGUUAUCGUUGCAAGACGACCAUUUCGCUGUGAUUGUUGUCCGUGUUUCGCUUGCUGUGAUUCUUGUCUGAGCGAAGUUGCAGUGGAGUGUCCUCCUGGCAAUGUCAUUGGCUAUGUGAGACAAGUGUAUAGCGGUUGCUAUCGUAAUUAUGUUAUUUUGGAUGCCAAUCAGAAUACUGUUCUUCAAAUUCAAGGUCCACCGUAUUGUCUAUGCGAAUGUAUUGGACAGGACAUUGAUUUUAAGAUCACUUCUGCUGAUGGUGCUGUGAAAAUUGGUAAAAUCACAAAGAAAUGGACGAAUUUCUUUCAAGAAUUGAUCACAGAUGCAGACAAUUUCGGUGUUAGUUUUCCUAUGGAUUUGGAAGUGAGAAUGAAAGCGGUUCUUUUGGCUGCUGUUUUCUUAAUUGAUUUUAUGUACUAUGAAGAUUCACGACAAAAUUAAUAUUUAAGCACAAAGCAUAUGCUCCAAUAUUGGGAGACUGGAUUAUGCUGCUGCUACUGUUGCGUGGCAUCAAGAAACAACAUAGAUAGAUGGAUAUAUACCCAGUGCUGAAUUCAUCAUCCUUUUCUCUUCACUACUCCCUCUCCUGCGCCAAACCUCCUUUGUUUUUCUAUUAUUUGUUAUAUAAUGAGAGAAUUUUUAUUCUUUUUUAUGUGUGCGCGUGUGUUUUUGAGAAACUCCCUUUUAUCGAUUGAUUAUGAUCUUGAUUAUGUAACACAGAUGAUUUUUUUGUUUUGACUUUACAUACCUCUGAUUUGCCUUUCUGCUUAAAAGAAAAAAUGACUUUUUUGAUUGUUCCCCCCCUUUGUGUGUCUCCCUUUGGCUUAUUUCUCUCUCUCUCUCUAAGAAACUGUGAUCAAAACUUUUUGUGAUACAUGCAAGUGUGUGAAUUGUGUUCACAUUAUUAUUUGAUGAUGAAUACAUUUCUAACUUACACGUUGACUUAUUUUCUGUUUGCCUAUGCAGAUUGAAGAGAGCGCGCCUUAUUCAACCAGCCUUAAUCUACUUAUUAUUAUCAUGAUAUUAUGUAACCAUUCUUCCAUUUUACAUACAAUUGAUUUUUCACUUUGCAUACAUAUUUAACCGAGAUAGAGAGAAAGAGAUAGAUAACUUUGUUUUUCUACAAUAUAUUAAUUGAUUUA